This is a messenger RNA of Schistocerca gregaria, 5155 nucleotides long. RefSeq names its product receptor expression-enhancing protein 1 (gene ReepA). Gene Ontology annotation, cellular component: cytoplasmic microtubule; endoplasmic reticulum membrane; endoplasmic reticulum tubular network. The transcript has 10 exons. The record is from RefSeq and is a predicted model, not a curated record. Gene Ontology annotation, biological process: endoplasmic reticulum tubular network organization. Lineage: Eukaryota; Metazoa; Arthropoda; Insecta; Orthoptera; Acrididae. The coding region runs from base 2491 to 4032 and encodes 513 amino acids. Gene Ontology annotation, molecular function: microtubule binding.
ACGAGGAUUGGAAGUUGAAUAGUGCCAACUAUUUAUUUACAGUUCGUACAAGAUAGAUACGUGUUUCAAAGUUUUACUGCCCUUCAAAGUAGUCACCAACAUUUUGUGUAACCCAUUGCCAGUUAUGUGGGAGUCGUAGGAUAGUCUUAGCUGUGCCAGUUGUGUUGACAGUUCGCGCAGCGCGGUCUAUUGUCCGAAGAAUUUGUAGCAGUUUUGAAUCGAAUGCCGUGAAGUGUUUUUCAGUUUAGGAAUCGAGUUGUUCACGAGGGAUUAAGUCAGAGGAGUGCAGUAGGUGGUAUCACUUAGCAGCCCCAUCAGUCAAACAAAUCACUGUACGUACUUGAGCAUUGUACUGCAAAAUGGUCAGGUCCUGCAGAAAGUGUCAUAUCUGUCUUUGGUUGUGUUCCAAAAAUGUUUUUGUCGCAGAGACACGCUAAAAGAUCGUGACAGAUGGUGAUGGCUAUCGUAUUUUUCAUUGGAGUGACUUUGUGUCGACUAACAACUUAGCACAGAAAGAACUGAAUUGUUGCCUUAAUCAUCACAACUAUUCAGUUGUCUAGGACCCACGUUACAGGGCGUCGCAUUGCCAACAAGCCAGUUACUACAUCAUCUUGCAAUGAAUAAGAGUUGGUUGCUUAAAAUGUGUUAGCAAAGUUAGUUCAUUGUUGGGCUUUUGCUAUUGUUCUCGGUGGAAAGUGUAAUAUCCGGCCGUUAAUUCUGAGCUGUUUUAUGUCCGUAAUGCUCCAUGUGUUAUCUAUCGCCUUAUUGUAUCUCUGGCACUGUAAUAGAGGAAGUAUGGCUGAAAAGUAUGUUGAUGCGAGCGCAGUAGAAACCCCACCCAAGGCAAGGGAAUGUGUGUCACUAGAGUGCGUCCUUGCGAACCUGCCGCCUUAUAGUUGUUAGCUCCAUGUGUUCCAUCGAAUCACUGCAAGUAUUGCUUGCGCCUACAGAUUCAGUUUGUAGGUUCAUCUUCUGAUUCUUGCUCCAUGUUGCCAAGAAGAUAUUCCGACUGCAAGUUCAGUGCAAUUGGCAACAUCUUCACUUCGCAGGGCUACGCCUUCGCUUAUAGUUCAGGAACUGAACCCUUGUCGUUUCACGGAAUAAAGUGUUGUACCAUCCCGGAACAAGGACAAAAUUGUUGAUUUGAAGCCUGCUGUUUAGGAGAGGCAUCUAACAGGAGUUUCUUUACUUGCGGAACGCUACAGUUAAAUUGUCCUCGUUUUUGCUUUCUCACUCAGCACAAAUUUCUAUACGUUUGUAAAAAUUGUAAAUUUGUCAUGUUAUUUACUAAAUGUAUGAAAAAGGUGCAUUGUGGUAGAGUUUUAUUUCGCCGGUCUAGUUUCGGAUGUUGCCCGUCAUUAGCGGUAUCUGUAUUACACAAGACACACACCUCUUACAAGUACUCUUACAGUGUAUAUCGUAGUGCUUUAUGCACAUAUGAUUUUUCAAUUCUUUGUAAUUCGACUUGUCUGUUAUAUUCAUAAAAUACUAAAAUAUAGGCUGUAAGUUGUAAGAGAUGUCUGCCUUAUGUAAUACAGAUGCCCUUAAUGAUGGGCAACACCCGAAACUAGUCCCGCGAAAUAAAAUACUACCACAAAGCAGACUUUGUCACAUCAUGACUUCAUUGUUCGACAAACUUACAAUUUCUACAGACUAGAGAGCACGAAACGUACAAGGCAUUUGUGACAAUUAAGAUUAGAUAACGACCACUGCGCCGUAUUUGAUGAGAGCGUGUAAAUAUCCAAACGUUUUGUUCUUUCGUUAUUAUAUUGUCUGCAAGGUGAUUCUCAUGUCGUAUGUAAUUCUAUUAAUUUAUGAUAACCCCACUGGGUUUUCCACUUGAAGUUUUCGACCGAGACUAGUUCAAAUUUCUAUCAGUUGACAGAGAUCUCUGACGAUUUGCGAAAGUGAAAGUUUCUAUCAUAUGUACAUCAAUCUAGGAAGCUUCCUAGGAAGAUUUUGUGAGAGAUUUGCAUAACGUUCUUACUGAUACAGUAUCACAUACUUUAUGAAUUAUCACAUUCCUUAAAUCACUUAGUGCAAUCUCGCGACAGUUCAAACUUGGAACAAAAGUUCUGUGUUGAGGACUGAGCCAAAUUAACCUCACAUACUCCGCCCAUUAACUGUCUGAGUAGUUGAAGACUUUCACACCACGUCGAAUUUUUCCCAAUUACAUUAUCGUGGUGAUUUAGGCAUGCAACGUUGAACAGAGCGCUGAUAUUGUCACAACAGUGUAAUUUUUAUCAUUUGGUACGUGCAGGCGAAUCUCCACCCUGCGAAAUACACACGAAACGAUUCAUGGUCGCCUUUUGUUAACCUCCAACAACGUUCGUAUGUUUGACUCUCUUGUCGUUUCACAACGUUGUUCUAGAAAAUUUUAUUGUUUAUAAACACUACUCAUAUUUUAUUGGCAUCAUCAAAAAGUUUUUCACCCUUGUUGUGAAAGUUCUGCGGAACAUUCAAACGGUGAGGUAGUUUACCGGUUCAGUAAUGAUUAACAUGCAGCUGUGGCGACACACGUUUAAACCGGAAGUCCGUUUGCGGUGUCUGGUCGGCAGUCGGCUAACGGUGUACGCUAGCUUCCGUUCUAAUAGUGCGCACCUAUGUCGUGUGUGCUGCAGGAACGUUGACAAUGUCGCAGAAGGUGAAGGUAGACGUCCGCAUCACUGUCUUCUACGCAGACGGCGUCACCAUUUACGUUUACAUCUAGACUCUGAAAAAAUACUCGUCUUCGGAACGCUGUACCCGGCCUAUGCAUCCUACAAAGCCGUCCGCACCAAGAACGUCAGGGAAUAUGUGAAGUGGAUGAUGUACUGGAUUGUAUUUGCCCUGUUCAGCUGUGCCGAAACUUUCACUGACGUCUUCCUGAGUUUCUGGUUUCCAUUUUAUUAUGAGAUCAAGAUCCUGUUGGUUCUGUGGCUGCUCUCACCUGCCACUAAGGGAUCCAGUAUACUGUACCGCAAAUUUGUGCAUCCAAUGCUCAGCAGGCGUGAGCAGGACAUAGACGAAUACAUAGCCAAAGCAAAAGAACAAGGAUACCAUACGGUACUUCAUCUUGGGACGAAGGGUGUCAACUAUGCUACAACAGUCAUAAUGCAGACUGCCAUCAAGGGUGGCGGUGGUCUUGUACAGCAAUUGAGACGCAGUUACAGUCUGGGUGAUCUGAGCUCAGAUGUUGAUGGUGACAGCAACAGUGGAAGAAAGGCACUACCAGAGGCUCAGGAUAGGAACAGAGAUCGAGAAAGGGUUGCGUCAGAUGGUAGACAUCAUCGACCUAGAGGCCAUAGCCCUCGACGUUCUGCAUCUGGGUCAGGAAGGGUUGAAAUGUAUUUUCCAGAAGUGGAUGUUGAUGUGAGAGGAGCAUCUGUUAGGGAACCAAGUGUGCCGCUGAGCCAUAUCCGAUCGUCGGAGGAUGUGAGCUCAGGCUAUUCAUCUGCUGAACCACUGUACCAGCACGGCAGCAUCAGUGGAGGGCAGCAUGGUGAAAGUCGUCCUGAUAGCUUAGCGAGUAGUCGUGAGCCACUUGUUCGGACUGCUUCCGUGGGUGGAUCUUCACGCUCUGCCCGCACACGAUCUUCUCGUGGUGGUGGUGGAACUGUUACAAAAAAGGGAUCUUCACCUGGGGUUCCUGAGGCCAGUGAAGAAUGUAGCCUCGGAGAAAACGACGACCUAGACAUGAGUUCUCUUUCUCCUUCCCAUUCUCGUUCCCGUUCCAAUUCCCUGCCAAUGUCAGCUGACCUCCUACGACCUGAGUUAGUCGCCCUCCUACAAGCAUUAAAUGCUGAACUUGAGCAGAAAGUUUCCAUGAGCAAACUGUCAGAGAUUAAAGCUUCAGAAGUGGUAAAACAAACUGAAAAACCAGAAGAUUCUUUUCACUUAGCUGAAGGAGAAAUAAAGGAGUCUAUACACAGAACUGAGUCAUCUUCCAUUUUAGAAUUGGCUGGAACUAAGGAAAUGUCAGAUAUCAAACAAGUAUCUGGCUCUGCUACUCUUCCUCGGAGCAAGAAAACUGGAAAAAGAAAACUACAGUGAACAUAGGUUCUCCACCAUAGACAUCUCAAGAUGAUUUUGUCCAAUGAGGAGGUUGAGCUGCCAACAAGAGUAUUACACUCCAAAGUCAUAGAAUGCUGUUAGAUGUUCCUGCUGUCUUUGAUCCUGCUAGUCAUUCAGUGAAAUUCCACUGCCGUGACAGGGCAACAGAAAUUCAAUUUCUGAUUCCAUUGGAAGUAAUGACUAUGUUGUUUAUGUACAUACUGUGAUUGAGUUGGAACAUGUGGUACUAAAAAAAAUUAGACUUCUUUUUGGCGUCUAGGAGCUAAUGUUCACCAGGAAAGCUUUAUUCCGAAUGGAAAAAUAAAAUGCACACUUUAAAAUUAAAAUAUGUUGUUCCUGAUUUUAUAUUCUAAAUUUGUUGUAUAUUGAUGUUGAUUAUAGCUUGACUCUGCUGUCAGAUACUACUAAUAGAUUUGUAAGAAGAAGCUUUAACAAGGUUAAAUUAUUGUCCUUUGUUGAAUUUCUAUCUGUCCAAUGAUGUUUUACAUUCCUUCCCCAAGAGAAGAACUGGUAUACUGAAGACAAAAGCUACCGCUUCCCUGUUGUUAGACAAAAUUUUUAUGGAGGUAUUGCACUGCAUAAUUGUUGAUUCUUGAGACUGAACAGUUUUGCCCAGACUGCAUGAACUGUACUUCUUUUUUUAUACAGCAGUUUACAUUCUUCUGUGUCAGUAGAAGUAGAAAUUAACAAUGUUGUUGUUGAUAAUGCUAGUCUAAAAAUUUCUAUAUACUUCAUGUUACUGAACUGAUACAAUUGUACGAGAUGUGUUUUGAUUGAUGUGUGAUGUUUAGAGACAAACAUGUCAGGAUAUGACUUGACAAUGUUGCUCAAUGGUUUUUACCAAGACAGAAAGUAAUGUGUGUGACAAAACAGCAAAUCUUUCACAGUAGAAAAUGUAUGUGUCGAAUAGUAUUGUACAUUUAUCAUUUUUUACAAGGAGGUGAAAAAAUAUGUAAUGCUGAAUGUUAUUGGUCUCAGUUAUGAUUAAUAUUUAUCUGAAUUCACUUAUAAUUUAACUUAUUUGAUCUGAAAUUAUGUAAUAAACACUGUAAUGCAUUUUAAAAUGUAAUGUACACACAAUAAAAUAAUUUCUCUCAUGUAA